AUGGCCACCCCUCAAGAGUCAAUUACGACCGUAAACGGGAGACGAUGUACUCGUUCUCGAGCCCGAACAGCCCUUACAACCUCUCAAACUACAGAAACAUCAUCGGCCACCCCUCCCGAAGUUACAACGUCCACAACCACUGAGGAGACAUCGCAAAUACAGACCAGCACCGCCCAAGCACCUCCUCCGCCGCCGCCACCUCCCUCUUCGACGGCACCGGCCUCAACAACUACGCCAGCCGACCAGCCAGCACAGCAGCCGGCCACAGUGCCCACAACAUCUACAACAGAAGUAGCAGCAACGUCCGCGACAGGUACGAUUAGCACGGUUCCUACAUCUUCUGAGCGGGUAACACCACUGGCUCUGUCGUCUUCAGAACGUGCAACGGCAGCUGCGCAGCAGCCACCAGAGACUCAAGCGCCGUUAGAAGUAUCUUCUCCGGUCGCUGUGGUUACUCUGUCUCUGCCCUCGCAAGUUGCUGCAGUGUCUUCAGCUCUGCCUCUGAACUCCGUACCAACAAACUCUGACACUGAACAACUAGCUGUUCCAACGUCACUCAUUGUAUCUUCACGCACACCGGCCCGCUUCACAGCUCCGGCUGUAUCCAACGGUCCUACCCAGGACACGAGCCCCCAGCUGCCUAUCGAAACCGAUACGAGGGCACAACCAUCCAUCGUGACAGACUCGCCUGCCCAAGCACGGCCACAACCGACUACUUCAUUGCUUGACUCUACACCAACUGGAGGGUCGGCUGGUAUCAUUGCACCGGAGGGUUCCACUGGCGACGACGGUCCUCUGACUUUUGCGAACAGUGGAAAUAUCGGUGGCAUAAUUGGAGGAGUCUUUGGUGGUGUCGCUGCAUUGGUUAUCAUCAGCGUACUACUCUUCUUCUGUCUGCGGAAACGGAAGUCGCGACCGGUACGAUGGAACGAGAAGAAGGAGGCAGGCCCAAGCUUCCUGGCUAGGUUGAAGACAAUACCUAGCGGGGUGGGAGAGUUCGUUGCGAGGAUGAAAGGAAGCGAGGCUGGUUCGGUGAGCAAUCCCUACCAACGCCAUGUUGCGCAAGCUAGCGUUGGUUCGGUGUACUCGAGAGACUCCAAUGGUAGGGGCCGAUCGUCCAGCGAGCCGCAAAGUUUCUUCGGAGUCAAGCGUGCGGGCUCCAACAGCAGCAGAUCGAGCAAGAAGAGCGAAAGGAACCUGCUUCGCAAGAAGCCAAGCAGCAUAUCGUCAAACUACCGAUUCCCAGGAAUCAUCGAAGACACAGGCUCACCAAAUCCAUUCGCGGACCGGGGUCAGCAAAGCACGCUGUUGGUACUCAAUCCUGAUCCACGGAGCGCGCCUGUCACACCACAAGUCCCUGCAGCGACUGCUGACGCGGCACCAAGGGAUCCAUUCGCAUCUAUCCUAGAUCCGCCUGGAGCUGCACCAGCAUGGGCUCAAGCACCGGCUCACCAUCAUCAACGUACUAUGAGUUCAAUAUCUGCACUGAACUCACAUCCCCCCUCAUCGUUCUACACGGCAGACAAUCCGUUCCGAGACCCACCUUAUGCACCGCCUGUUCCGACCCAAGCUGUCUUACCGAGCCAUACCCGACGUUCGUCGAUGGCGUUACCAGGCUUUAAUGCACUGUCUACGGUGGAUGCAACCUCAACCUUCGCCUCGCGUGACUCUGAUAUUUUCUUUGGAGAGCCAGGACCGAGCAGACCUGCUACCAACUUCUUCACUCCAGCGCCAACUAGUCGAACAGUUCGACAAUCGGACCCUUUCGACCUCGACCGACCAGAAGUUCUCGGGUUUGGAAGUAUAUUCAACCGAAAAGACGUGAACGGAAAUAUUACUCGGCAACCCACGCGAAGUAAACGAACAAGCAGCGUCGGCAACUGGGGCAACGCAGCACCAGACGUCAAUAACUAUGGUUUGUUCCCGAGAGACAGUACAAAACAGCCACCAUGGGGACCGAGCGGUAGGCGGUGA
Alternaria atra is the source of this 1974-nucleotide messenger RNA. RefSeq lists its product as uncharacterized. NCBI's taxonomy places the organism in Eukaryota, Fungi, Ascomycota, Dothideomycetes, Pleosporales, Pleosporaceae. The transcript has a single exon. The record is from RefSeq and is a predicted model, not a curated record. The coding region runs from base 1 to 1974 and encodes 657 amino acids.